Messenger RNA from Kalmanozyma brasiliensis GHG001, 1263 nucleotides. Its product is annotated as protein of unknown function DUF2296. The coding region runs from base 1 to 1263 and encodes 420 amino acids. Lineage: Eukaryota; Fungi; Basidiomycota; Ustilaginomycetes; Ustilaginales. The record is from RefSeq and is a predicted model, not a curated record. Gene Ontology annotation, biological process: endoplasmic reticulum tubular network organization. Gene Ontology annotation, cellular component: endoplasmic reticulum tubular network. The transcript has a single exon.
AUGGGCGUCUUCAAUGCGCUGGUCAGCGGCUCCUUCCUGCCGUGGAAGCGCACCAACCGCGAGACCGACUAUGAGACCGUGCUCUCUCGGCUCGAAACCGAGAUCCAGGACGUUCAGUCUCGACUGACGCAGAUCCGUCUUCGCGAACGACGUGCAUCGGUGACCCUCACAUUGCAAGCAUUUCUGCUCUGGGCGAUCUACACCUUCGUAUGCUGGUUCUUUGGUCUGCUGACCUUGCGGCGAACGCGACCUCUGGAUCCCGACUCGGGAUGGAAGAACGCGAGGAUGUACGGUGUGUGGGUGCCCGUGGUGGGCAGUCCCGUGCUGAUCAUCUCAACACGGCGAAUCGUGAGAUGGUGGUACAGACGCAUCGGUGCGGCGGAGGACAAGCAUUUGAUCGAUCUCAAGAGGCAGAAGCGCGAAAAGAUCGACGAGCUCAAACGUGCUACCAAGUACGAUCACCUCAAGAUGCUGCUUGAAAAGUACGACGAGGCUGGACCGAAAGGUGCUUCUGCCAACGCACCCUCGACCCCGACCAAAGGAAAGCCUGGAUCUAAAUCUGCCUCGCCCUCGUCCAAGAAUGCGACUCAAUCGCCUGCAUCGGCUGGAAGCGCCGCUAGCACACCUCAACGCGGCGGAGCCCCCGGACCCGCUCUCACCACACCAGAAGCGCAAGCACUGCAAGCGCAACGAAUGGCUCUCAUGCGCCAACAGGGCGGUGUGAUCCAACCGCCACGAUCCGCCGCUCCCGCUGCGCCGCUGCCAAAGACGUGGAUGGACAAGGUGGCGGAUGCCAUCCUUGGCUCGGACCCCUCAGCACUCGGCCCCGAGCAGAAGUACGCCCUGAUCUGCGCCCGCUGUCACGCGCAUAACGGCCUCGCGCUGAAAGACGAGUUCAACGAGGUGCAGUACGCCUGUCCGCACUGUGGCCACUUCAACUCGCGACGACCCAGCUCGGCCCCCGUUUCGUCUCCUUUCAACAGCAGCGCGGGUGCGCGAACGAGGGUCCCGGACCAGAGUGUCGAUACGACACCUUCAAAGCCAAGCAAGACGGAGAGGGGAAGCAAGCUGAAGUUGCGUGCUGACGAGAGCGACGACGACGAGGAUAAGCCGCCGGUCGCGACGCUGCAGGAGAUGCAGGAGAAGGAGCCCGUCUCGAUCGAUAGCAAGACGGAUGGCGCCAGCGAGGAUAGGAGGAAGUCGUUGCGCUCGCGAAAGUCGAAUAAGGGCGCGGAGGAUGGGAUGGAUGUCGAUGACGAGUGA